Molecule: messenger RNA, 1928 nt
Organism: Microtus ochrogaster (prairie vole)
Lineage: Eukaryota; Metazoa; Chordata; Mammalia; Rodentia; Cricetidae
Gene: Frat2
Product: FRAT regulator of Wnt signaling pathway 2
Cellular component (GO): cytoplasm
Source: RefSeq, a predicted model, not a curated record
GGGCAACCGAGCCGCCAGCGACGCCCGCACAGCCGCGGGGGCCCGGGCGGGGGGCCAUGCCGUGCCGGAGGGAGGAGGAGGAGGAAGCCGGCGACGAGGCGGAGGGGGAGGACGACGACGACAGCUUCCUUCUGCUGCAGCAGUCGGUGACUCUGGGCGGCUCGGCCGACGUGGACCAGCUCAUCGCCCAGAUCGGCGAGACGCUGCAGCUGGACGCGGCGCACGACGACCCGGCCUCGCCGUGUGCUGCCCCGGGUCCCCCGCCCCCUCCUCCGCCCCCGCGAGUCGUGGCGGUGCUGCCGGCGGACAAGGCCCGGGCCCCAACUAGGCGGCUGCUGCGAGCGGCCGCAUCUGCGGAGGCCGGGGACCCGGCGCCCCCGGGGGCGGUGCGCUGCGUGCUAGGAGAGCGCGGGCGCGUGCGGGGUCGGGCGGCUCCCUACUGCGUGGCCGAGCUCUCCGGGGGCGCCAGCGCGCUUUCCGGGCUGGGGCGGCGGGGGUGGCUCCCGGGUGCCGUGACAUCUCGGCGAAUCCAGCAGCGGCGGUGGGCUCCCGGCGGAGCGCGUGCUGGCGACGACGACCCACACCGGCUCCUGCAGCAGCUCGUGCUCUCGGGAAACCUCAUCAAGGAGGCGGUGCGCAGGCUCCAGCGAGCGGUUGCGGCGGUCGCAGCCACGAGCCCCGCGAGCGCCCCGGGGUCCGUGAGUGGUCGAAGCGGACCGGACUCGGGCACCUGGCUCUGACUCGGGGUCCUGGAGGAGGAAGCGGACGCGGCUAAGCCGACCCAACAAUGUUCUGCGCCGGACUGUCCGGAGCUGAAGCCGUCGUCCAUCCCGCGGGCUACAGCCCCAAAGUUACCUGCCGCGCGAGGCUGUUAGAGAAAACGAACUCGACUGAGCAGCACCGGCAGCCGAGUACCUGGGAUUUACCGGGAGAACUGUGGCAGCUACUUGAUCAACUUGGACCUGACUUAGCCCUUGGGGACAGCGUGUGCUUGGAUUGUUUAUAGAUGUUGCUCGCAGGGGCGGGAAUUGGGAGGACUUUCUAACAAUACUUGAAAACGAAUAGUCGGCAUACAUGGUCUCGUUAUUUUCGGGUGGAGAAACUUCCUGAAUGUGGUGCUACAAUUGCAGAUCGAAGAGGUUCUGGGGUGAAGAAUGUUAAAACUUGGCAGUUGGGUGGUUGGCAACGGUGAAGGUGGGCGAUGGGACCCAGUUGGUGAAUUCUUGAAGAUGGGGAGAGUUGAGUUUAAACGUGGGCUUGUAAAGGACUUGACCUUGCCAACUUUGACUCGAGGUCAGCUUGGUUGUGAGUUGGGUGUUGUGGGAUCCUUGGGAGAGCUCUAACCGCGGUGUCUUUUUUUUUUUUUUUUCCCCUCUUGAUCCAAGCGCAGACCUGUCUCCUUUGCCACCGCUUGGAGUCUCCCGAGGACACGGAGGCCAAUAGGGCUGUGACUGGAGAGUUAUUUGCGCUUUCUGUGCUUUUCUCUUUCCAGAACAACAACUCCUGCUAGACCAUUCUUGGCUGUCGCACCAGCUUUCUCAGAAACGGCCAUAAACAACCCCUGUCCUCUUGUGGGGUGUGUGUGGUUGAAUGAAAGCCUCGGACACACUUUUCUGUACUGUUUUGAGCCUCUGCAGACUCCGAGAGGCCCUCUCCUGCUUCCUCACCUGCUAGUUCUUUGUGAGUGACUGAAACCGUUUUUAAAAAAAUGUGACUCCAGGAGGAGAAACCGCCGGCUUUUCCCCCUUGUGAAACUUGAGGGUCCCCUUUCUGAGGUGCCACCCCCAGACUCUAAGGUAGCUAAACCAUUUUUUUUUUUUAAGAUUCAAUGGCUUGUUCAUCUUUCAGAUGUAGCUGUUGACGUACACUUCGCAACGGAGUGUCUGAAAUUGUGGUGGUCCUGAUUUAUAGGAUAUCAAUUAAAAUGU